AUGUCUCAAGAAAUAGAAAAAAACAAGUUUUGUCCAGCAGAAAAUGGAAUAAAAUGGAAAUGGAAUUUUAUCAAACAGGAUUGGGAAUAUACUUUAAUAGGUAAUAAAGUUGCUUUGAAAGAAUUAAAAAAUUUUAAUUUGGAUAUAGUUGAAUUUCUUAAAGUGAUGAAGACUGCCAAUGAACAUGAAUAUGGACCUAUUGCUAAAUAUUAUGGAAUUUCAAAAAAUCUUUCUACACAAAAUUACAUUAUUGUUGUGGAUUUAUUUGAUGAUGACUUACAUAAGUUUUUAACCAAAAAAUUUUGGGAUUUAAGAUGGCAAUCAAAGAUCAACGUAUUAUCAUCAAUAGCGGAGUGUCUUAAAAGAUCACAUGAAAAAAAUUUAGUUCAUUGUAACCUUCAUAAAGUGGAUAAUAGUAUUAUGCGACAACUCGAAAUUGCAAACUCAAAUCAAAAAAAUACAUCAAAAUCUCAAAAGCAAGAAUUAUUUGAAUUAUUUUCACAUUCAAAUAAGUUACAUCCACAAUCAUGUUAUAUUAGCCGAUCUAUUCAUACUCUUCAUGGAUUGCAAGAUUUAUUGGAUGAAAUAAAAUCUGGAAAAUCUUCAGAAUUAUUAAGAAUAGGAAAUCCAAAAUCAAAUGGAAAAUGA
Messenger RNA from Diversispora eburnea, 648 nucleotides. NCBI's taxonomy places the organism in Eukaryota, Fungi, Glomeromycota, Glomeromycetes, Diversisporales, Diversisporaceae. The record is from the annotation of a GenBank genome assembly.